AUGCUUGAGACAUCAACAACUCUGGACCACUCCCAUCACAUCCAAUUCGAUAGUCAAGCCUCAACGUACUAUCCAUCGCAACUCCCAUCUACGUACGAUGAGGGCUCUCCUGAGAGCCUCCGAAAGGCCUCACCGGUGAAUUUCCUCCGCAAUUUUCCGCCAUCUAAGCGACUAAUUGACCUUGAAACGGGAGCCCUGCAUGCUCUCGAUGCUACAAGUGGUUUUGACAGCGUCAAAGGUGAUUACUACAGCAAUGCGGAGGGAUAUGAUGCAAAUUCCAGGGCACAAUUCCUGCGAAAUCCACCUUCAGACUAUUAUUCAAUGGAAACAGUAUUUUCAGUACCUUCAUCUCAUCCAUCUCAAAUGACCUCUAUAACGUUCCCAAAGGAGGAUGAAGCGCAAGGGGAACUUUCUGGCGAUAGUGGGAGAGGGUAUGACUACACCUCACCACAUUCCAACGCCCAAUUGAGACAGCCACAGUCAUUGAUGUCCCAAAUGCGUUCAGAACCUGGGUACUCCAGUUUAGAGGAAAGCUUCGCGAAAGUCUCCGCGCCACCACAUGCGACAAUUCCAUCGCAGCAUCCUCCUUCGACCAUACCAUCCACGAAUAAUGCUAACAACAAUGGUGGUAAAGCCGUGGUAUCCAGACUUCAGGGUAGCAAUGCUGGUACGACAGCGAUAAUCUAUCCGUGGAUGAAAAGGGUGCACUCCAAAGACUUGAUGAAGUUGCCUGUUGUCGAGGCAGCUGUCUUCUCAAUCUGA
Echinococcus granulosus is the source of this 762-nucleotide messenger RNA. RefSeq lists its product as hypothetical. Gene Ontology annotation, biological process: regulation of DNA-templated transcription. NCBI's taxonomy places the organism in Eukaryota, Metazoa, Platyhelminthes, Cestoda, Cyclophyllidea, Taeniidae. The coding region runs from base 1 to 762 and encodes 253 amino acids. The record is from RefSeq and is a predicted model, not a curated record. The transcript is spliced from 2 exons. Gene Ontology annotation, molecular function: DNA binding; DNA-binding transcription factor activity.